GCCUCCACCACUCUAGUCAAGUCAGUUACAGUUGUGUGUCCAGCCACGCCGCACGCACACACACGCACCUCACACGCGCGUGCACUCACAGACACACACGCGCACCUCGCCACACUCAACAGAGGUCCAAGCAGUGAUCACUGAGGGACUCCACCCGUCACCUCUGCCCUUCUGCUCUCCAGACAGGAGUUACCAGCACCAUCACCAUGCGUGACGUCACUACCACCACUACCACCAUCCUCACCAUCUUCAUCACUACCCAUCAGCUCCUGCAACCAGUACAGUCAGCUGAGAUGGUGGACAUCUGGGGAAUAGAGUUCUGCAGAACCUCACUCUGUGGCAUCAUGCCCCCGGCACGCUGGCAAUAUUGUUGCUCCAACUACCACCGCUGCUGCGCCUACGUUGAGUAUGCCAGCAAUCUGGGCCCAUUCACGUUUGGAGAAGCAAAAAUAAAUUUGCCAUACCCACUGCCAAGUCCACGGAAGCCUUCAGAGGCUCCGCGGAAGCCUUCAGAGGCUCCACGGAAGCCUUCAGAGGCUCCACGGAAGCCUUCAGAGGCUCCGCGGAAGCCUUCAGAAACUCCAAGAAAGUCUUCAACGACUCCACAGGAGGCUUCAGACAUUUCAGCUUCAGAAAACCAUCAGCCCUCUAGGUCUCUUCCUCUUCAAGAAGUCUCAAAACCACACGUGCAGGCGGACCAGCCCCAGACCAAUCCCCAGACCAGACUCCAGACCAGAGCCCACGCCAAACCACAACCCAGACUCCAAACCAAGCCGCGAACCUGGUAUCAUCAUCCCCCGAGUUAUUCUCUGGUCAAGCCUGGGUCAGCGGGUCCCGGCCAGCCUCCAAGAAGCUACAACGAUGUAUUGAGGAAGGAGGAUGAGAAGCUGUGUCGAGCCAAGUUCUGCAGUCUGCUGAGUGCUGAGAAACACAGACGCUGCUGUGAUGUUUACCGUCAGUGUUGCGCCUACGCGAACCUCUCCCGCUACAACGAUCCGUUCUACUUCGACAAGAACAUGGGAGGGUAUUAGCCGUCCUGGCGGACUCCUCUCAUGAGACUCUUACGUUGUUACCAGUUAACCUCCCAUCCAACCAUCAGUCAGCCAUCAUCCACAACAGCCAACCAGCCUCUCAACCUUUCAGCCAACCAGCCUCUCAGCAAAUAAGCCUCUAAGCGUAAAAAAAAAAGCUUCUCAGCCAACCAAUCACCUGAGUUACCAAAAUCAGCCACGAUCCACCAUCUCUGUUAUCCGUCCUUACAACCAAUAGAAGAAGUCGCCAUUGUGUCAGAAGGUGGCCCUGCUGUGUCAGGUGGUAGCCUGCUGUGCCACAAGGUGGCCCUGCUGUGUCAGGUGGUGUCCCUGCUGUGCCACAAGGUGGCACUGCUGUACACUACCUGAAAUGUAAAAAUAACUGUUAUUAUUCUCUCAAUCCCGCUGUCUUGCCUUAAAAUUGCAGAAAUUAGAGCAUUUAAUUUUAUGCCUUACAUGAUACAUUCAAGUGAGCACAGGAUUCACCUUUGUUUAUUUUACACUAAAACUUAAUUUCCAAACUUCAACUAAUGUGACAUUGUGGCAGCGUCUCUCUUUCCAGGAGCACCUGAAGAGCGAAACAUUGCCACACUGCCACAUUCGUUGCACACAUUUCCCUCUGCCUAACAUACUGUCGGUAAUUCUACCUUUUAUUACUAAUUUAUCUUAUUGAAAUUGAUGUAUCGGAGCUUAAUCCCAUCCACCGUAUACAUACAAGCUGUCCAGUGCCACUAUGUCCUACAGAAUCCCAAUAUUUUUUUUAGAUCUCAGAAUCACCGUGCAGUGCUGUAUGAUCAUUAUGGGUUUUAGCGCUUAGUUUUGAUCAUUAUAAUAAUCAGAAUGAUGAAUAUCAUGCGUAUGUUCAGUGUUCUAUCCAUGCUGGAUAAAAUGCGCAACACGUGAGUAUCUUUAUUGCCAAGAAGAUAGUUCUGUUCGCCAGGUUUCAAGAGAGCGUAGGUUCAGGGUUCUCAGUCUUCAUAUGGCGGAUUCCUUUCACGGGGGAAGUGCCUUGAUGCUGGUGAGGGUCCGUUCUCUUCUUUCUGGGAUCAAAGCCUAUUACCUUGCAUUCCCUAAGCGCUGUUUUGACCCCCCCCCCUUCCCUGCGAGUUUAGCGCUUCUCUCUAAAUAUAAUAAUUAUAAAAAUAAUUCUAAUGUUAAUUGUGGUUACUACUACUAUAGUGGUACUAUUCCUAAUAUUAUUACGACUGCCAUCUCUAGUAUUACCACUAACAUUACUAUUACCUCUACUACUACUAUUACUACCACCACUACUACCACAACAGCUACUUACUACUAUAACUACUAUUACCAUUACUACCACAAUAGCUACUUACUACUGCCUCUGCUACUAUUACAGCUAUCAUGACUACCACUAAUACUACUAUUAUUGCUAUUAUCGCUACUAUUUCUGUACCACCACCAGUAAUACUAUUACAGAUACUACAACUAUUACAAUUACCACCACAAUUCUAAUUUUCCUACCAUUGUUAAGAGUAAGCAAAUAUAUCAUUUUUAGUGAGAAAAUUCCUAUAAGGUUGUGCUUCAGAAUGUGUUGUCAAGACAUGUCUUAAAUACAGUACAAAAUAUAUAUGUAUAUUUGAGCUUA
Molecule: messenger RNA, 2637 nt
Organism: Cherax quadricarinatus
Lineage: Eukaryota; Metazoa; Arthropoda; Malacostraca; Decapoda; Parastacidae
Source: RefSeq, a predicted model, not a curated record